UGAAAUGGUGCACUAACCAAAGGCUUUUCAGUUCAAUAUCCUCAAACUGGUCUGAACAAACCAAAUUAAAACUUCAAGGUAGGGGAAGUGAAGUAUGUGCCAUUGCUUCUGACUUUUGAGCCCUUCAUUGUGGUUGCAAUCCCCUACUUUAGGCCGACCUUAAGAUAGAUAGCCAAAUCUUGAUAAGUAUAUGUCAUUAAUGAUCUUACGUGUAAUUGAUUCACAACUUAAAUGACCCUGGAGGCCUGGACCAAUAUGACAACUUAAAUUCGGCUUGUUUUCUGGCUCUUUUGUUCUCUAUAGUGUGAGGUGAUGUGUUUUAGUAUGCAUGGGUGAGUUUAUGGAGAUUUCCUAUUGAAUAGAUAUUGGACUUACUGAUGUCUUAUCAGAAUAAAUUGCAUGUUGAGUGUUGACCUAAAGAUACAUUUUCACAGAAAUGUGGCUUUGGGAGAGGAAUGGGCACCUUAGUUUAUUGUAGGAAGAGGAAAAUAGAGGCAAGAAAAGCUCUUGAAGAAUGCUGCUUGGUUGGGGGGGGGGGGGGGAAUUGGGAAGACUUAGAUUCAAAUAUCCUUACAAAAAUAUUUUCUCUAGUUGAUGCGGAAGAGUUGUUCUGGAAUGUGUCUGCUGUCUGUCAAUCAUGGGAGGCAGCAUGUUGGGAUUUGUUGUUUUGGAGCCGUGAUGUUCUUGACCUCAGCGCAACAGGAGCUGGGUUUGGGGGCGUUGUCAAUUUAGUGGAAUUGAGAUCAAUGAAGCAUUCUUCAGGGAGUUCAGGCCCUUUUCUUGGAGGAUUAGAGUCACCCGAAAAGUAUAAUCAAAUGGCUAGGACUUUGAUGAGAAAGCUAAAGAGGAUAUUUGAACAGGAGAAUUGUAUUCAUGGAUGUUCCCUGCAAAGUUGGAGACUUACAAUUCAGACCCUUAUCCUGCCUUAUGAUCUGGAAAUUUCAGACAAGCAUCUUUUGCAUAUUGCUCAGAGAACACCAUGCCUCAAAAAUUUAUUUAAUUAUUUCUCUUGGAUGCCUCAAGGAUAACUGUUAAAGGCUUAUCUAAGGCCAUGCGGAACUGGAAUCUUGUGACAGAAAUGCAUCUUGGACGGUUUAAUGCUACUGGUCGUUAUAAGCAAUUCAUUGAAAAGAUCGGAAGAAGUUGCCAAGAACUUGAAUCCCUUCAUAUACAUGAACGUGAUUUAGCAGUUGACAAAGGCAUUGUGACUGCGAUCUCCAAGCUCUUGCCGAGGCUAAAGAAACUGGAAUUUGAAAGUGUCAAUAUGUAUCCGUCUGCUAUAGAGGCAUUAUUUCAAUUGGAGGAGGUGCAUUUUCAGGAGUGCAAUAAGGUACAUGCUUAUGAGGCCCUACCGGCCACUUCGCGGAUUCAACAUAAGCCUAAUGGUUGUCUGAGUUUUUAUUUGAACUGGACUGUUGAUGGCAGAGGGCGUGCAAACUGGGAAGUUAGACCCCUUUGAUUUCGGUGAGUGGUGGGCAAGCAAGUUGAAGGAAGUCUUUAAUGAGUGGCUUCUAGAGUCUGUUCGGAGUCUUGCAGAGUGAUCAAUGGAUUACCUGUACUCCGUUUUGUUUUCAUGGGGUUUUAUUAUGUGAAACUAGUGUUUAACGGUUUAACCAGGGUGUUAGAAUAAUUAAAGUACUAUCAUGUGUUUCAUAUAAAAUAUCACGCAAUCCCAGUCCUAUGAUGGUAUGACCAUCUCACCCCUACUCAAAGCCCAUAAUAAUAAAUUAAUCUGC
Molecule: messenger RNA, 1736 nt
Organism: Cuscuta epithymum
Lineage: Eukaryota; Viridiplantae; Streptophyta; Magnoliopsida; Solanales; Convolvulaceae
Source: the annotation of a GenBank genome assembly